AUGGCGGAGAGCGAUGAGGAGGAGCUGCCCCCCUUGGCCUCCAUGCUGCUGCCCCAGCCCAGCGUGACAGGCCGCUGGAGGCCCCUGGGGAGGGCUGGUGGGGUUGUGGUGGUGAGCAGUGGGAGCGAGGAGGAGGAUGACGAUGGGGACAAGGUGGAGGAAGAUGAGGUGGAGGAGGUGAAGGAGAUGGAGGAGGAGGAUGAGGUGGAGGAGUUGAAGGAGCUGGAGGAGGAAGAGGAUGGGGAUGAUGUGGAUGAGGUGAAGGAGCUGGAGGAGGAUGGGGACGAGGUGGAGGAGUUGAAGGUGAAUGGGGGUGAGGAUGAGGAGGAAGAGGAGGUGAUAGAGGUCAUCCCUCUGGCUGAGAGGAUCGAGAGGAGGGUGGAAGGAAGGAGGGAGACCGCUUUUGAGUCUCCCCAGGCAGGCGAUGGGGUUGCAUCAGGAGGAGACAGCCUUUGUGCUGGUGCUGACCCAUUGGGUCACGGCAGUUCAAGGCGCCACAAAGCCCUGGUGACACCUGGAGAUGUGUCUUGUGGCAGACGAGGUGGCACGCGCGGUGCUGACGGGCCCUCCUUGUGCCCGCUGCCAGCCUCCCGGUCUGGCUCCUCCAUCCUGCCCGGUCGGCCCCUGGCAAGCUCAGAGACAUCCCCUGCUCCCAAGAAGCCAAAAUACAGCCCAAAGGACAGGGAGGCGAUCGCCCAGGCUGUGUGGCAGAGGAGGAAAGAGCGAGAGGAGCGGAGGAGGCAACGGGAGGAGGAAAAAGAGAGGAAGAGGGCUCUGGCCAUGAGGCUGAAAGCCCUGCGGCCAGGGGAGUGCCAGAAAUACAUAACAGUGGUGCUGGAUUCAGUUCUCUUACAGGUGGAGGGUGGUGGACACGUCCUUAGUGCUUUGCAGGCUGCGAACUAUUCCUGCGUGGUGGAGGACCAGGCUGUUCCCUGCAGCAUCACCUGGAGGAGAAAAAGCGUGUCAGCUCAGGCAGAAGGAGAGGAAUGGACAGAGGAACCAAAUGUCCUUGUUCUGCUUCGCCUGGAGGAGUUUUUGUCCAUGAUUCGCAAGUACAAACAAGAGACUCUGGGCUAUACGGACGGACAGGGGGAGACCCUGCAGAGCUACGUAGCUCAUACCAUGGAGAAAAUGCCUGGGAAAAUUCUGGCGCUGGCAGUAGCGGGAGUAGAAAAUUAUUUCAGGUCUCAGUCAAAAAAGACAUUGCGACAGGCAGCAGCGAGUGGAAAGCAAGGAGAGGAACACGGAAAGCGUGGGAAAAGGAAAUCCAAGGAUUCUGGCCUGGAGAUCACCAAAAUGGACAUGGAGGAAGCCCUGGUGGAUCUGCAGCUGGACAGACAAAUGCAAGUCUCCUCUUUUGACACCUGGCAGGAGCUGGGAGAGUUUGCCAGGAUGUUCAGCAAAGCUGUAGCCGAAGCCCCGUACAAACGAGAGCAGGAGAACACGGGGUUCUCUUUCUACCUGGAGAAGUCGUGGUGCGGAGGAGUGAAGGUGGAUCGUUCUGGAAAGGGGCUUUUGCAAGUCUGGAAGAGGCAGAUACAGCAGUUUAACCGGGUCAGCCCGGCGAUGGCUGAGGCCAUCGUGUCUGCGUACCCUUCUCCGCUGCUGCUGCUGCAGGCCUACGACAAAUGCUCCUCGGAGAAGGAGCGGGUGAACAUGCUGGCCAACAUCCUUGUGCACCGCGGGGACGGUGUGACAGCCACUGCCCGGCGGAUUGGACCCGAACUCUCCCGACGCAUCUAUCUGCAGAUGACAUCCCACGAUCCCAAUCUCUGCUUGGAUGGCCCUGGAUAGCCCAGGGAGUGAGGAUUUUGCUGAUUGCCUGGUUUAAGGAUUCAGCUUCUCUGUGAGGAAGUGCUUGGAUAACAAACGGAGUCGUCUAUCCUGGUUUAAUGUAUGGACUUCAUCAUAGAAGGAAGCUGGAUAAAAUCACUGAAUGGCUGGAAUUUAGUACAGAAAGAUCUUCCCUAAGAGCAUGAGUUAACAGGGCUGAUGGUACUAUUUAUUUGUCUUCCUAGAAAAUAAAUAAUUUUAAAUAGUGAUCUUUGCUCGUUACCACACCAUCUCGGAUGCAGACGGGUUCCAUCUGCUGAAAGGAACACCCGCUGCUGCUGUCCUGAACUGCAAGUCCUCUUCCAUCUCCAGGGUGGAAAAUCCCGCUGCUGCCCCCAGCAUCGCUCCAGUGAGGUGGGAGAACUUUACCUCACAGAAGAGACUGAAUUUCCCGUUGUGGCAGAUGGGAAUGAGUAAGACUAAUUUUUCAGACGCAAAUUAAGCCUGCCCUGACUCAGCCUCCAGACGGUUUAAUCUACAGAGGGGCUUCAAAUCUGAUUACGUGCACUGGAAUUAUGAGGUCUGAGCAGUUGGCAGAAAAAGCUUUCUUUUAAUGAGAUUGGGGAGCGUGCUCACCUGGCUAACGAAACCGUUAGCGCUUGUGCACACAAGGACAGUUGAGGUCUUUUGCAACUGCAGCACUUACCGAGAUGAGUGCUGAGAGCCAACUGGAUGGCAUCCAGCGUGGGAAGUUACUGUGCUGCCCGGAAUGAAGGACCCCCAGCCCUGACAUCGCUUCAGGCCUUCAGCCGGAGCCCAUGGACCGGCACCGCGCUCCUGACCCGAACUGCUAAACUGGCAUUCGCCAACCUAAGCUCACUCUCCUAGAUGGCAAAGCGGAUGGAAUGACUGCGGGGAGGAAAUGUCACUUUGAAUGUUCCUUGCCGUGUCUCCAGACAUUUCUGGACAGUAAGCAUUUCCUGUCAGGGCUGUGAUGAGCUAGAUGGCAAAAGCAAAGCCUAAAGCUGUGUGAAGGAGGCUUAGGAAACACCCACCCUGCGAAGCCAGAGACAGGCUGCCGUUCCUUCCUUUCCCAAUGUUCAUAAUUGCUUUUUUCUCUGUGGUACUCGGGAACCACAGCCUUGUCUUUAGGUGACAAAAAGGUGGAGGCUUCCUGCUCUGAUGGUGGCCUGGGUGUGAAAUGCUGUGGGUUAUCUCCUCGUGGCACUACUCUCACCAGCAGUAAUGCCAGGGAUUCGAGGAAAGGGAGCAGUUCUGGGGAGUGAUGUAGGAUGGGGCCUGGAUAUUCCUGGAGUCCAGCACUUUAACAUGAUGUGAACACUUCGGUUUAGUACUCAUGAGGCCCUUAAGGAUGUGAUGAGCUCCUGUUUGUUUUUCUCUGUAAGAAAGCUGUGAACAAUUCGUAGGCCUUUGCACGGGUGAGGUUUUCCCCUCUCGGUGUGUGGCACCAAACCUCCCGGUGGCCCAAGGCGAGACCCUUCCCUGCCCGCCCAGCGGGCCGUGUUCCCAGUGCCACCCCGUGCCAGCAGCUCUCCUCAGACACCCCUCUUGUCACGGCCACAAAACCCCCGGACCGGCCAGAAGCCCCUCCUAAGCUGCAGCCACUCUGCUGGUUAAAAUAAAUGCACUCUGAAAUCACUUUGGGGCUGUUCCUAAAAGACCUCGUUAGAACUAGAGCUGCAUUAGCAACACAAACAUCCAGGUCAGACAAAUUGCUGCGAAAACUGUUGUAUUGAAAAUUCUCAGCUCCUUCCAAUAGCACAUCAGCUUCUUCGCUCCAACCUGUGGGUGCGCAGCCAUCCUCCGCGCCUGUCAUCGGUCCUGGAGCGUGCCUGACCCUUAUUCCCAUACAGCCCCAUCACCGGGUUUCGCACAAAGAGAACAGCGAGGAAUGGGUAGGAAUUAAAAACCUUCUGCCUCCAGACAGAGCUAUCGCUACCGAUAACGCAGGGGCUGCCUUUUUCUGUUCCUA
Messenger RNA from Cuculus canorus (common cuckoo), 3766 nucleotides. RefSeq names its product essential meiotic structure-specific endonuclease 1 (gene EME1). The coding region runs from base 1 to 1794 and encodes 597 amino acids. NCBI's taxonomy places the organism in Eukaryota, Metazoa, Chordata, Aves, Cuculiformes, Cuculidae. Gene Ontology annotation, cellular component: Holliday junction resolvase complex; nucleus. Gene Ontology annotation, biological process: resolution of meiotic recombination intermediates; mitotic intra-S DNA damage checkpoint signaling; replication fork processing. The transcript has 9 exons. Gene Ontology annotation, molecular function: nuclease activity; DNA binding. The record is from RefSeq and is a predicted model, not a curated record.